AUGAUAAUACUCAUUAUAAUAUUCUGCACAACUCAUCAAACUGUGAUUUAUGAGUUUAAUGUUAAUUCUAACACAAAGGAUGGUAAUUUUGUAUUUUUAUUCUAGGAUGGGAAGGUAGUUCUAAUUUUGAUACUUGUGGAGGGAUUCAAUAUUUUGGGUCUCCUAAUGGCAAUUCUUAAAUUAGCAGAAUAUUUUUAGACCUAGAGACUCAUUCUCAUAUAUUAGUGGAGGCACAAUUUCUAAGGUAUUUAUUGCUCUUAAUUACAAAAGUAUUGAUAACAAUAUUCCACCAUCUUUAUAUAUAGACUAGCAAAUAUCAGAUUCUGAGUAAAUGAUUUCAUCAUAAGGUUUGAUAUGUUUUGAUUCAGAGCCUGAAUAUUUGCAUACUAUUUCUAUUGUUCGUUAACAUAAUAGGAGAACUAUUUGGAUGAGGAUUAUUUAUAAUUAAGGAGGAUUAAUAUCAUUAAAAUUUAGUAUAAUUAAAUGUUAGUAUCAAUGCUAUGCAUGCAUUGAGAAUUUUCCAUCAAUUUGCUUAUAAUGGAAACUGCACUAAUAUUCAUUUAAUUAGAAGUAGAUCACAUCUUCUGAAGGAUGGACUUUUUAGGCAGGUUCUUUUCUAAUAAAUAGUUAAUGUGGGCUUUGUGAAGUUGUGAAAUUUUAGUAAAUUACUUAUUAAACUUAACUCCCUCCUCAUUAAGAUAUAUUGAUACGGUUUUUUUAAUUGAAUGCAAAUUUUCUAUUUGUAGACUAUGUAUUUGGUCAAAAAAAUAUUAUGUUUAAAUAUUUAAUAGAAAUAUUAAUAAAAAAUCAUUAUGAUCCAAUAUUAUAACUGACUAUUUAUGGUGGAGAAAACAGUGUAAUGAGAGAUUUUGAAGUGUAUUAUACUUAGCCAGAAAUAAUUUUUUUUAAUUUAAAUAAAGGUUGUUUAGAAUAAAUAGAUGAUAAAUGUCUACUUUGUCAAGAAGGUUGGAUUUAAGAUGAAUUUCUAGAAAAUUGUCAUCCAAUUUGUGGAGAUGGAAUAAUUCAAGGUUAAGAAUAAUGUGAUACUCUAGUAUCAAAUCAUUCUUGUUAUCAGUGCAAAUAUUCUUGUAUUGAAUAUUGUUAAAUUUGUUCAUUUGGAAUUUUUUUAUAAUGUAUAGACGGAUUUAUAAUUAAUGCCAAUUUUAGUUGUGAUCCUCUGUGUGGAGAUGGCAAUUUGACCCCAUAUUCAGUUGAAUUAUGUGAACUGACUGUUAAUGGUGUAUGGGAUGGUUGUCUUGAUUGCAAAUUUAUUUCAAUAGCUAAUUGUAAGAUAAACUAUAUUUCAAUUUGCUUAGAGUGUGAAGUAGGAUAUUAAUUGUUAGAAAAUUCAUGUUAUCCUUAUUGUGGAGACAAAUUAGUUCUGUAAUAAUACGAGGAUUGUGAUGAUGGAAAUCUUCAACCUUAUGAUGGUUGUUAUUAAUGUAAGUUUUAAUGCAUUGAAGAUUGCAACAUAUGUGAUCGAGGGUAGUGCAUUUUAAAAUGUGGAGAUGGUUAUGAGUUUGUUAAUAACAACUGUCACUCUAUUUGUGGUGAUUAAAUUAUUACAAAAGAAGAAGAUUGUGAUGAUGGCAAUCCAAUAAAAUUUGAUGGUUGUUUUUAGUGUAAGUAUUCUUGUCCAGAAAAUUGUUUCGAUUGUUAUCAAGGUACUUGUUUAGAGUGCAAUGAUUAAUACUAAUUACUAAUUUCAAAUUAAUGCAAAUAAUAAUUAAAUUGCGGAGAUGGAUUGAUUUAGGAAGAAGAGGAGUGUGAUGAUGGUAAUAGUUAUGCAGCCGAUGGAUGCAAGGAUUGUUUUAUUGAAUAAAAUUGGGUUUGCAUCACAAUUACAACAGAUUCUCCUAGCUAAUGUACAUUUGUCAAAGCUCCAAUCUUAGUUGUUAAUUAUCUUAAUAUGACUUAAAAUAAAUAAUAUAUAGGCAUCUAAUUUAAUUAAUAAGUAAAAAUAUAUACGCCUUAACCAUUGUCAGAAACCUUAAAUUUUGAAUUAUCAGAUAUAGAAAAAAAGUACUGGAAUAGCAGCUUAUACAUCAUUUAGGAUGUUGGAUCAUAUUUGAGCUUUGGAGAAUAUGUUGUAGAAAUAGAAGUGUACAAAUUACUAAAAUUUAGACCACAAUUGAAAAUUUUAGUAAAUCAAUAAGUUGUUAAUAUAGAUAAUGCUAUUUUGGAGGAUUUUGAAAAAUAAAUAACAUUGCAAUUUCCAAAUUAUCUGGAUGAAACACAGAAGGAUUACUCUUAAAGUUUGAAAAGUCUUAAUAAAUACCUGAUUUAUAGUCUGUCAGGAAUUACCAUUAUCAGUUUUUUAUUAGGGAGUGGGGAUUUAUUUGUUGAGAUAUUGGCAAUCCUUUAAUUUUAGUAAUACUUAAGAUACAUCAAUUUAUAAUUUCCUCAAAAUUUAGAAAUAUUUUUUUCUAUUAAUGAUACGAUAACUGUUCAACCUCUAUUGGAUUUUAUGUAAUUUCCUCAAUUUUUACAAUUUAUUGAUAUUUAGUCAAAUUAGGAAUAUACUGAUGGAAAAUUUCGUGAUUACAAAUAAAAUUCAAACUUGAUCAUCAAUCUUUCGUGCCAAAUAUUUUAAUGCUUAAUAUUUUUAUUGCUAAUUUUGUUGAUUAAAUGGGUUAAAAGGGUGUUGUACAGAUAGAUAUUUUGUUCUCGGUUCUUUUAUUAUAUGUCAUUGCUAUCUUUAUAUGUAAAUCCAAAAAUUAUUUUGAAAUUUAGUAAAUACUUUUAUAAUAUUUGCCUGGAUUUACUUAAAUUGGAGGAACUUAUGUCUUUUGAAGGAUUAUAAAAAGCCUUACUCCUCAAUGGUUGGGAUAUGAUAUUUAAAAUACUUUUAUAUACACGAAACAUCAAAACCAAGAAUUACUUAGAUAUUGUAUAACUUGUUAUAGUAAGUAUAAUCCUUCUACUUUAUUUUAACAUAUUAUUAAAUUUUUUAAAUAGCAAUUAACAAUUAUCAUAAGUGAACAACAAAAAAAGAUUCGAAAUUCUAAGUUUUGCUAGAUAAUUUUUCUUUUUAGUAUUUUUGAUUUAUGUUUAAAGUUCACAAAUACUUUAAUUGGGGUUACUCCUUUUAACUUGCUUAAUAUAAACGACAUUCCUUUACAAAUAUCAUUUUGCAUCUAAUUAGAAGAAUUACAUUGUAUAGAUGGUAGUUGAGAUAUCAGUAAUCAUUUUUAUGCUUAGUUCAUUCUUAUAUAUUGAGGAGUUUAAUGAAUAUUUUACUCAAGAGAAAAAAAUUAUAUUGGGAUGGAUUCAAGCAAUCUUACUAUCUACAGGCAUAAUUCUAGAAUUAAUCUUGAUCUUUUCAGAAUUAUUAUUAUUAUUUAAGUUGAGGUGCAUAAGAAAGUCAUUUAUUUUAAACAGUCCAUUAUUUACGUGA
Messenger RNA from Paramecium octaurelia, 3397 nucleotides. NCBI's taxonomy places the organism in Eukaryota, Ciliophora, Oligohymenophorea, Peniculida, Parameciidae. The record is from the annotation of a GenBank genome assembly.